Molecule: messenger RNA, 8175 nt
Organism: Phytomonas sp. Hart1
Lineage: Eukaryota; Euglenozoa; Kinetoplastea; Trypanosomatida; Trypanosomatidae
Source: the annotation of a GenBank genome assembly
AUGAACGAUAGGAACGUCCACAGUCAAAAUAAAAAUAACACAAAUAAUGUCAAACCUGAAGCCACUAACGACAACUCAUUCGGUGCAAAUUCGCAGUCCCAAGACUCGAUGCCAUCCACUCUCGAUCAUCAGCAUGUGAGUCCAGGCGAUACGUCUUUUAUUGAAACGUCGACAAACGGAAGAAUUCAGCGAGAGAACCCAUGGUUACCUUUUUUAAGGCCGAUAAAUCUCAGUGAGCGUUUAACCACGCCCCACCAACCCCCGUCUCAUCGCUCUUCCGCUAAUCAUUCCAGCAAAAAAGAUGGAAAGCACGUUGGGGAUGGAAAAAAGGAUCCUAUCCCACCGAAUAACUCAAUAUCAUCGCGCCUUCCCCAAGAGCUACCAUAUCCCAGUGUAUCCUCAAGACUUCCUGACGGGAUGCUAGGGGAUCGUGAAACCCGAGAGGGAGCCCCGAAGGACUCUCAGCUCCACACCAAUCGUUCACCAAAUAGUUUAAGUCGGCAGGAUCCAAGCCGAUUGGGCGCCAACGGCGAUGACAACCGCCCUGUACCCUCCGUGUCGGCUUCACACUCUAUUCGGCCGGCUGAAAGGAAAGGACCCCGCUCGGGUGUUCGUUUUAGUCCAUCGGUUAAUUUUUAUAACCAACCCCACAACAAUAAUGCGGCCACGAAGGCUGACGAGGUGGAAAAGCUGAUGGAGGUCCCCGAUAUUCCCACCCGCCCGUUGGACAGGUUCUUUGUUCAGUGCCAUAACCAACCAAAUAGCGCGGGUGAGGUUCCGCACCCCGAAAAUGAGGAUUUUGACGUCCCCAAAGAACUCCGAGACGAGGACGAGAUGUUGCUUGCGCAAUUCGCCCAGUUCACGGACGAUGAUUCCUUCUUUAGCGAUUUUUCAUCCGAGAUCGAGGACCAGCCAAAGCGCGCUAUCGCAAAUACACUACACCUGCAAUCGACGAUAUCUGCGCACGAGACGAUAAGACUGCACUCUCUCACUAACGGCCGCUUUAGGGAGGAGUACGUGUGGAACCGCUUGAUCAAUGCACCAUGGCUUUACCAGAUCCACGUUAAUGGCUCUGCGCUAGUGCACUCUUCCUUUAUUAUUUUUCCAGCCCAUUGGACGCCGCGGAUUAUAGUGUACAAUAUUUUGCAUCACUGGAUUUAUGAAAUUAUCCUUUUCUUUAUGAUAUUAGGCUAUUGUAUCUUUCAGGCGACCUGGGCACGCUACUCGGUCCCAGAGGACAAAAUGGACAAGCCAGGUUACAUAAUCGGUGCGGACGCCUUCUUUACAACUUUAUUCGCAAUAGAAUUGUUUUUUGGUCUCUUUGCGAAAGGGUUCUUCUUUCACCAACGCGCAUUCUUCCGGUCUCCAUGGGGUUGGUUGGACACUGCGGUUUUCGUGUUGUUGAUUAUGGAGUGCACGAACGACCAGCGCCUGUGGAAUUUCACGGCGUGGCGCCUAAUUCGGUGCAUAAAAUGUCUUAUGCGUGUCCCCCUACUCGUGGACAUGAAAAUCAUGGCGAAAUCCCUUCUCCGUUCAACAAAAGGACUCAUCAAGGUAUGUAUCUUGCUAGGGUUCUUUAUCUUCUUCUUUGCGCUGCUUGGUCUACAGCUCUUCUCAGGGGUGCUGCACAAUCGCUGUGUAAACAAAUUCACAGGAAGCGUGACGAACCAAAUCUGCCGUACCGUCUCCACUGGCGAGUACUGGUUCUACUGGGGUUACCAUUGCCGCGAAGCCCACAAGUGUGUUCCGGAUGCUUUUCCAAACCCACACUAUGGCUUCCGGAGCUUCGAUGACAUUGGUCAUGCGUUGCUUUCCACAUUCCAAAUCAUGACUUUUCAGGGCUGGGCAGGGCUCUUGAGAGAAACUAAUGACGCUGUGUCCGUAGCGGCGUUCCUGUAUUAUUUUUUUGUCAUUCUUUUGUGCGCAUGGAUUCUGCCCUCUCUGUUUCUCGGUGUGUUUAUCACAAAAAUUGAGAAGAUUCAUCGUCUUUUUAUUCUCAAGCAGCUGAACGUUUUCAAUAACAUCCUGGAUGAACAACGCCAACGUAUGUGUGCCGCUGUCCGCCUAAAGGACUACAUACAUCGAGAUAAAAGUGGACGCAUCACACAUUACCCGGCCUACGCUUCUAAACCGAACGACAAUGACGCCUCGCAAUACCGUUUCCCAGGAUUGAAAAUAAGGCACGGGUCUGUUCACAACACCCACUGGACGGACGAACGACGACUGCAGCUCCACCUUUCGCUCUCACGUCACCGUACGGUUGCCGAAGACGCGGAGCAAAAGCGUGCCGGUUUAACGCGAAGAAAAGUCUUGGAGAAUUCCGUAACGUCUUCUUCUGUAAAAAAGAGACCGCAACGCUUCGACGCACGAAAUGACACACACGAAAGCAGCACUAUUGACAUUCCAAAAACUGAUAUCAUUCUAUCCGAAAGAAUAUUGGAGCCUGACAAUUUCGCUCUUGGUGGCCGCGUAGGUAUGGUGCAACAUCAUCCUCAAACUCACACUAUCGGAGCUUCACGGGCGUCAGGAGAAACUUUUGCAGUUCGACAAAAUGCCAAGUCCAAGGAGUUGAAUUUUCUAGAACCAUAUACCGAUCACAACGAUUGGAAUAUGCUGCCUGAGGAUUAUCAUGAACACCCUGGGCCUCCGUUAGAGAAUGAUGUGAGGGAAUCAAACGACAUCCCUCAGGCAUCUUCAACACCUAGUAUCAAUAUUCGUGUAACUCGUGAGUCUGUCGGUGUGGUUCCUCUGCGGCACUCUAUGUCCGAAACCACCACCAUACCUCACAGAAGCGAACUAUAUUCCCCCAAAACAAUUGAUGAUAGUCGAAUGAACUUAAUUGAACCUUCACAGCCGGAAUAUCAGUCCGAUCUGGUGCUCAUUCAGGACCCGGAGGGUGGGGAAUUUUCAGUGACCGAUACGUAUUGGGGAAACAUUAAUAUUGUUCGCAAUAUUGUACACAUGUUCACCGAAGGUUAUCCACGAAUCUUAACUGAAUACAUGUGGAAGCAUCGCAUGAUGCGAUACAAGCACAACCUUCUGCCUCUCAAAAUUGCCAACAUGUAUCAGGAGGAUGCGAUGCAACAAAUCCAGCUCCGACAUGGAAAUCAAUACACAAAGACUCAGGAAGUGAUCCACAACUACGAUAUAUUUCAUGACCUUGAUGAGCAAAAAUCCCAUGCUAACGCCGGUGGUGGCGUGAAUCAUGACUCAAGGGUUAAGAGGGAACCUGCUAAAUGGAGCAUGCCGCUCAUGCGUAUGGCAGCAAACAUCAAGCAGAAUGCCCCCAUCACGAACUUUAACCUUUUUAUAUGCAUAUUGAUAUUCCUUAAUGCUGUUUUAAACGCCAGCCGAUAUGAAACCAUGCCGGAAGGCUGGGAAAAGGUUUUAUUUUUUGGUGGCAUUAUAUUUUCAGCAUUUUUCUUUCUCGAGCUGUUGAUCCGUAUGGUGGCUCUCGGACCCGGCCCAUUUUUGACGGAUGUUUUCAAUUCGAUAGAAUUCGUUGCGAUUACACUCUCUUUGUUUCAACUGGGUUAUAGCCGUGCUAAUACCAUAUCUUUGUUUAACUGGAUUAGGUUUUUGAAGCUACUUCGCGUGUGUCCUAUCAGCCCCACUCGUCAUGUCUUCCGAGUGCUCAUUCGUGCCAUUCCGGGCAUAACUUACGGUAUUAUAUUUUUUUCCUUGUAUGCAUUCAUGUGGGUUUUGCUGGGAAUGAGCUUCUUUGGUAGUCGUACGAAUUGGAUAGACAUCCAAAACGGGGAUUACUACACUCGUAGCAACUUUGAGACCUUUUCACACGCUGUUUACGCGGUUUCCCAGACAUUCUCCCUGAACCGCGAUCAAUGGCUUUAUCUUUCGUGGAACGGCAUGCGCGUGCGCGGUGGAUACACGAUUUUGUAUUUCAUAGUCGCGAUCUUUACCGCUUUUGUCUUUCGCCUUUUCUUUAUCGCGAUAUUCUUGUGGGCUUGGAAGGCCCAAUAUGAGCACAGUGUAUUUCUGCGGGAAAGCAUAGGUGGAGAAUAUUCCAGAGUUCCCUCUCAAAGCCGUAGCAAUCAGUCCCUUUUGCCUUGGUUUGACUUCGCUAUAUGGCGAUCGUUCAAACACAUCCACGGCGGCUUUGAGCGUCGUGAUGUGGCUCCCGAUGAAGUCUACUACAUUAAUGAGGACAUGCAGCGAGAGCUUCAGUUCGCAAAAUCCAGAGAUAGCUACAAUAAAACUAUAAACGAGAGCGGCUACGCCACUGAUCACACGCCGGUGGGACAGCAUGUCUUCAACACUCUCGAAAUUAGCUCACGAAGUGGGGAACCUUCCAGUGGUCCGCAGUACUUCAGCGUUGGCGAUCAGCUCUACCCACGGAACGUCUUGUAUGAGACGGAUCACACGCCGCAUCGAAAGACCUUCUAUGAGAACAAGGCCCAGCUUCGCUUUGCACGCGAACGGCUCUUCGUCCGCGCGGAGCUCCACGGCCACGGUGGACACCCGGCCCUAGACACGUCGCCCGGCCGCGACGGCGUCGUCUCCCCGAAGCCCGCCUCCCCCUUCAUCACCCCCUCUUUCCCCUCGGCGGACCCCUCCCAGUCCCCCCCGCCCCUUCCCCCGGCGCGGGUGCUGAGCCUGGGUGUUCACGAGGCGGGCACCGGGCCUGACAGGCUGGACGAGCCCCCGCGCCACCUCCUCCUCCCCGGGCCCCCCAUGCGCUACACGACGAUCCAGCAGGGCGCCCGACGCGUCUUCGAGCGGUGCCAGGACUGUAACGCGCACAAGGAGCGGCCCCUGCGCGCGGCCCCGGGCGUCACCCAGCGCACCGCGGACGACCUGCACGCGGAGCAUUGUCACAUGGCCGCUGUCCGGAGCGCGCGGCAGCUGGUGCUCAACACCAUACUGGGUUAUGUUCGUCUGAAGAUUGACCACAACCUGUCACCAACACGACACAUGAUAGAGGUCGUCCUUGGACAGGCCUGGAGCUGCGGGAUGCUGCUCUCGGAGAAUAUCGACAACCUCUCCUGCGUCGAUAAGCCGCAGGCGGAGCGAAGCUGGGACCGCUUGCUGUCGGCGCUUGAAAUUCAGAAGUGGUUGCUCGAGCUCCACGUGGGCGAGGAACAGGUCGGGCGGGCGACGCUCGCAUAUAUUCUUGCACAUCAGCAAAGAAAGGAAACAGAGACCCGGGAAUCCGAAUAUAAGGAGUCGUGGAAGGACCACACGCUUAUGGUUUUAGCACCAUCAAACUCGUUACGUCGCGGUGCGACCUCCAUCGUUGAGUCCCUGAUAUUUCAGAGAUUUAUAUUAGUAAUCAUUUUUGUUUCCUCAAUUUGUCUAGCUACAUACACACCAGGAGACUACAACAGCGAUAUGGGGGGAAGCUACAACAGCGUCAAGUAUAAAUUUCUGCAUCUGCUGGACGACAUCAUCAUCUUGAUUUUUCUUGCAGAGAUGCUACUCAAGUGGGUCAGCAUGGGUGUCAUUCUACCCAUAGGGCAUGCCUAUUUUUGGAGCUUGUGGAAUAUCUUUGACUGUUUUGUCGUGAUUUCUUCCCUGGUUUCUUGGUUUUCGCAGUGGGUCUUUUUGCGCUACCUCAAAGUCUUCCGCUGUUUUCGUAUUAUCGGUUCUCUACGGUACUGGACUUGGAACCCGAGCAUGAUUCCAGUUGCUUGCACGCUCUGGGACAACAUACCAAUCCUUGCCAAUAUAUGCCUCGCCAUGCUCAUGAACUAUCUUGUGUGGGCCAUACUCUUUACUUCCAUGUUUAUGAACAAAAUGAACACCUGUAGUAAUGCCAACAUUACCAAUCACACAGAUUGCUCGAAUAAAAGGUUUGAGUGGAAACCUACUACCCGAAAUUUUGGAAACUUCUACGAGAGCCUACUCACUACAUUUGAAGUCAGUACGGGCGCGGAGUGGCUCGACGUUAUUUACAAUGCGGUGGAUUCCUGGUCAACAGAAUUUCCACCCCUAACGAAUAGACACCCAUACAAGGGUCUCAUCUUCGUAGCAUACUAUUAUGUAUCCCACCUUGUUCUUUUCACGUUUUUCAUAUCAGCCAUGAUUUACUGUUAUUUUCUUUCCAAACGUACCACCGAGGGCAUGAACUUUGGGCAUCAGCUAUGGUCACGCAUAGAAGAAGGUAUUUUGCGCAUCAAACCUAGGAUUCGCAUGAGACCCAGCUCUUUGCCGGGAUCUCGCUUCUUCCAUUGUAUCGUACGCAGCCCGAAGUUUGAGCUUUUCAUGUCGUUUAUUCUUUGGUGCAAUAUAGUCACGAUGUCGCUUCAAUGGUAUCACAUGGCUGACGUGCAAAAGACCACAUUAAGAGUAUUCAAUUCGAUAUUUGUUGUAUUUUUCACGCUCGAGGUGCUGAUGCGGAUUAUUGCACACGGCUCACGCCUCUUCACACGCUGGGCAUACUUCUGGGAUCUGCUGGUUGUGUGUCUAUCUUACGUUCAGUUCAUUCUCAACACCACACAGACCCAUCAAAUGCCAUUUGAUGUUAAUGUGCUCCGUUUGCUUCGCGUCACCCGCGUUCUUCGUUUGGUUAACUUCGUCACAUUCUCCAGAAUUAACCUAAUGUUUAUCAACGGGGUUCUGCAGGCUUCUGUGCCUGGUCUUAUCAACGUAACCCUUAUAUACAUGCUUGCGGUAUACGUGUUUGCCAUCGCCGGAUUGCAUUUUCUAGGCUAUAUCGUCCCAUACGGUGGCUUUAUUGACGGAAAGUAUAACAACUUUAUGACCUUUGUGAACUCGAUCAUUAUGGUGGUUCGUCUGUCGACUCUUCAGGAUUGGGCCACCAUGCUGCGUGGCAGCCUCGAUCGCGGUAACUACUGCGGCAAAGCAAACCACCGCUGUGGCCCAACCAACUACGCGCCGGUGUAUUACAUCGCAAUUGUAGUUGUCUUCUUAAUGAUCAUUUCGCUCUACAUGGCGGUUAUAAUGGAUCACUACAUUUCUGCUGUCCGUAUUCACGCCACCACUUGGAUUAAGGACCUCUAUCAUUUCCGUGAUUUGUGGUCCCGUCGCGAUCCUAAUGCGCGUUUGACCCUAUCGGCGACUCAAAUCCCCAAACUUUUGGAGGAGCUUCACCUCCCACUCGGCAUCAACGACCUCCACAGCCGUGCGGAGCUGCUGCGUUGGCUGCGCGAAUACGACAUCCCCGUUUCUAACGGCCGCGUCCACUACUACGCCGUCCUCUUUUCCCUUGCUCGUCGCGCGAUGCGGAUGUCCUUCCCGGAAGAAGGGAGUCUGGGAGAGGCCUUCGGGGUGUCGUGGUAUCUGUCCCAACGGCCCAUGAAAACAACCCUGGACUUCCCAGCGGUGGGAAAGGAAGGGAGGGGGGCGGGCCGACACACCCUCGCGGAGUGGUACGCGGUGUCCUACAUCCAAGCGGCGUACCGCCGAAACCGCGCGAUGCGCAGCUACUUUAUUGCGAAGUCCAAGCUCUGGAACGAUGGGCGGAGCGAGUGCCUUCGCCUGGGGCUUCCCUACGACCACUACGGCUUUGGCGCGCAGAGUCUGAACUCGCCAGAUCCCGCGGAGGACGGGCGGCGGCGCGGCUUCAAUGUAGCCGACGAGGACUCCCCGAUCUUCGCGAGCCACACCGGCAAACGCACCCGGAAAGCGAAGGGGCGGAGUCAUAAACGCCGCACGAAAGCCUUAGUGCGCGGCGAGAGCGAGGGCGAGGCCGUUUCUCUGCCAAUCGUCCACCACACCGCGAUUCGACCUCAGGAAGAGCGCUUUGGUCCGAACGCGCCUAAUGCCGUACGUCGACACGAACGACGAUCAGAGAAGCUCAGACGGCGUCGCGAGCGCGAAGAACGGGAGGAGGGCGGGGCGCGAUGGCGCGGGACCUCACAUUGGACGACGAACGACGUCGCCAUCCCCCGAGAAGGCCGCGUGAUGAACCCUUUUUCUUCCCCAAUGGGCAGAGUCCCGCCGGAAAGUCUGGCGCAAAGCGCACGUAAUGAUCAUCCGGAGAAGUCUGCCAGCAGCAACGUGAGUAAGAUACGUGUUAUCACAGUCUCACCCCCUCUUGACCGUAAUGACAGUAGUGUCCAAAUGUCAAACCCUAGCAGCCCCAGCUACCAACCACCUUUGGGGACGGAUCCGGAGGUGUUUCGAAGUGAAGAAAUCGCACGUCGCAGUCGACCGCGCUCAAACGAAGAAGAUUUUAAUAGAUCAAAAAUCUAG